Daucus carota subsp. sativus is the source of this 2047-nucleotide messenger RNA. Its product is annotated as SH2 domain-containing protein B. Bases 280 to 1866 code for a protein of 528 amino acids. The record is from RefSeq and is a predicted model, not a curated record. Gene Ontology annotation, biological process: signal transduction; regulation of transcription by RNA polymerase II. Gene Ontology annotation, molecular function: RNA polymerase II cis-regulatory region sequence-specific DNA binding; DNA-binding transcription factor activity, RNA polymerase II-specific. The transcript is spliced from 9 exons. Lineage: Eukaryota; Viridiplantae; Streptophyta; Magnoliopsida; Apiales; Apiaceae.
GGUCCAUAACUGUAAAUGGGCAACACUCACAAUACAUCUCCGUAGAGCUGAACGCGAAGAACACGAACCAAGUUCAAUAGUUACUGAAUUGCCAAAAUAGGCUAUACAGAGACAAUUACAUACACAAACAUCAUUUGUACACAAAGCCCCCAUAAACUUUCUUUACUCAUAUAUUCAUAAUAUAAAAUUUCCCACACAAACCCUACAGAAAACAAAGAAAGAACACUGAUCAAAUAUACAGUGCUGUGAAAUUUUGAGCUCCUUUUGGUUAAAAGAAAAAUGGGUUCCAGUGAGAUGGAAAGAAAGUACUCUUUGUUGAAAGAUCUCAACUUUCAAGUCAAUGUUAAUCAAGAAGAUGAAAGCAGCAGGAGGGGUUUCUUUAUAUCCUUCUGGCUUUAUAUCUCCACCAUCUCCACUUCAUUUCCAUCUGUAAUUCUUUAUCAGGCUGAUCCUGAUAAAGCUUACAAUGUCCCCUUCCUUGGGCUGAGUGCUAACAAGAAGUUGAUGCUGUUUCCCUUGCCUUUUCUACACCAAGAAGCACCUAGCCCCACAGAUCCAGUAUCGUGGAUAGAAAACACAUAUGCUUCUUCGAAGACUGAUUUCCCCCUCAAGAAAUGGGUUCAUGUUGGAUGCGAGGUUUCUAUUGAUUUUGUGCGUAUUUACACCAACGGGGUGCUUGUUGGAGAGAAGCCUUUAUCAUCCACAUCAGAAAAGGGGUUACAUUUAAAAGGUCCGAGGACAGUGUCGUUGUCUUCUACUCAUAAAGAUAUCAAAGUUAAUUACGAGAUACAGGGUUAUGUCUAUGGAGUGGAGGUCUUAUCACAUGCAUCAGAUGUGAAGGAUCAUUACCUGAAGGAUCCCCCUCUUGAACUAUCUAUUGAUGAAUCAAGUGCCUUGGACAUUGAUGAAGACAAUGAUGGUGUGGGGAGCAUUGUUUGCGGAAAGGAUAAUAGUGCAUAUAAGGCAAGUUUGCGACACAUGCAAGAAAUUCCUAUAGAAGCAGAACAUUGUCCAUCUGGUUCAGAAAGUAAUGAAGCAACAAUGUCAAAUUCCCGCAGCAUGUCAAGUUGUAAAUAUCCAGUUUCAGAUUCAAUUGUAUUCAAAUACUGCCUAGAUGGCCCAAGUGAGAGGUCUCUGAUGCUUAGGGAAAUAGCAAUGCUAGCGUCUGAACAAGAACUUCUGGACUUUGCCGAGCAGGUUUCUAUGUAUUCAGGAUGUUUUCAUCAUAGGCACCAAAUAGUUAUGUCAAAGAAACUUCUCGAGGAUGGAACUAAAACUUGGAAUUUGGUUUCAGAAAAGAAUAAACAAGUUCUUUGGGAGAAUUUGGCUCCUGAGAUUGAAGAACAGUUCAAGAAAAUCUCCUGUUGCAAUACUAGAUAUUUAUCAUUGGAGGUCCCGAUCUUUCCUUAUAUUGUUGACGACUUGGAGCUUCUGCGGAAAAUUGCUGGAUGUCAAGAUUUAGUGACCCGUGAAAACUUCGAGAGGCUAUGGCACUGGCUAUACCCUGUAGCUUCUACAAUAUCACAAGAAUGGAUAAAAGCGAUUUGGGAUUCUGUGUUACCAAAAUGGAUUGAAGGGCUCAUUUCGAAAGAAGAAGCAGAAGCUUCACUCCAGGGUAAUGGAAGGUUUCAAGACCCUGGAACAUUUGUACUGCGGUUUCCUACAUCAAGGAGCUGGCCCCAUCCAGAUGCCGGUAGUCUUGCAGUCACUUAUGUUGGUUGUGAUUAUAGUAUUCACCACAAGCUUCUGUCUCUCGAUUUGAUCUAUAGCUCUGGUGCCAAAGAAACCAAUGCGAAGCCGCUUAAAGAAAUGCUACUUGAAGAGCCCGAGCUUUCUCGAUUGGGGAGGAUCAGAAGAACUUUCUAGCUCAUUUGAGAUGUAUAUAUGUACAAUCUGUUUGCCGGAGAGAGUGUACCCCUUUUUGAGUGAGUAAAUGUUAGGAUCUAUUAUCAUGUAUAUUUAGUGACAACAAAAAUCUUUUUGUGUAGCUUCUGUGAUAGUUGAUCUUCUCAUCCUAAAGGGGUAGUGCCUUUUCAUUGGGGUUAUA